Messenger RNA from [Candida] anglica, 990 nucleotides. The record is from the annotation of a GenBank genome assembly. Lineage: Eukaryota; Fungi; Ascomycota; Pichiomycetes; Serinales; Debaryomycetaceae.
AUGCCCACAAUUACAGUCAUUGGAUCACUCAAUUAUGACCUUGUCACUUAUACGGAUAAGGUUCCAGAAGGGGGAGAAACCUUCCAGGCCAAUUCGUUUGAAAACCAUCUUGGUGGAAAAGGACUUAACGAAGCACUUGCUUCUGCAAGAUUAUUGAAAGAUACCUCUGUAAACAAAGUCAGAAUGGUUGGAAAUAUUGGUGAAGACUCAUUUGGUAAAGAGCUCAAGCAAGCACUUCUUGACGCAAAUGUCGACACUCAAUUUGUACAAACACUCCCAAAUCAAUCUUCUGGGGUUGCGGUUAUUUUAGUGGAAGAACAAACAGGAGAAAACCGAAUUUUAAUCACUGCUGGAGCUAACGGAGAAUUGAAACCCACCGAUAGUGAUUAUAAUAAGAUUUUCCCUAAAGAUCAGGUUUCUAAAGGUGAUUUCGUUAUACUUCAAAAUGAAUACCCAGAUACCGUAAAGUCGAUUGAAUGGAUUAAGGCUAACCGUCCUUCAAUUAAUAUCGCCUACAAUCCUUCACCAUUCAAACCAGAGCUUAUAACAUCUGAUGUGUUAUCAAAAAUUGAUCUCUUAAUUUUGAAUGAAGGUGAAGCAUUAGAUGUAGCCAGACAAAUGGGUCAUAGUGUAGAUAAGGACCUUGAUAUUGUCACACAAGCAAAAGAAUUGGCUGAACAGCUUUCUCGUUCAAUUAAUAAGGACAAUAUACAAACGAUUGUGAUUACCCUUGGGAGCAAAGGGUCUGUAUUUACCAGUGGCGGGUCCACGCCUAGCUUCACAAAGUCAAGAACUGUGGACAAAGUUGUAGACACCACUGGUGCUGGAGAUACCUUUUUCGGAGGUGUUACUGUUGAAUUAAGUCUUGGGAAAACUAUUGAUGAAGCCAUUGAAUUUGCAACAUGUGCAAGUAGUAUAACCAUCAGAAGUAAAGGUGCAGCUGAAAGUAUUCCAACCUUCUUACAAGUGUCAAAUGAACUUGGUAUCUAA